Molecule: messenger RNA, 2467 nt
Organism: Caenorhabditis auriculariae
Lineage: Eukaryota; Metazoa; Nematoda; Chromadorea; Rhabditida; Rhabditidae
Source: the annotation of a GenBank genome assembly
AUGGAAGAAUUCGACGCCGAAAAAGCCUUGGAGGAGAGCGCAUCUGACGGUGAUGACGUCAGUACCGAGGACCUGGACGAGUUCGAGCUCAAACUCGUCGAAAAUCACCCCGAGUUGGCUCUCGCCGUGUGCUUGAUCGACCAGGAGCUGGAGCAACAGGAACAGCAGGGUCCCAGCAAAAAGUUGGUCUUUUUUGUGAUUUUGCUGUGAUUUUUGUGAUUUCUGUGGUGAAAGGUUGAAACAAGGUCGAGAGAAAAUGUUCAAGUUUCGAUUUUAAAUAUAAAUUUUGAGGAUCGUAUCAACUGAUAAGUUUUACGGAAAAGUCUGAAAAUUGAGCUUUUAUUCGUAGAUUUUUCAUUAGUGAUUCUGUAAUCUGGAACCCAAUCUCAAUAAGUUUUCCUAUUAAAAACAAAAAAUGACUUCAAUUUAAUGACAUUCAAGAGACAGACUCAAAAAUUAUUCCGAUCCUCGUGAAUUUACCUCAUUCUUUUUAUCCGCCGUAAAAAGCUGUCGGGAAUAAAGUUCACCUGAAUUAAAAUAGGAAUUUCAAAAACUUGAAGUUAAAAAAAUGGUUCCAAAUUUAAUUCGACGAUGCGCAAGAACUUGAUAGUUUUCCGGACGCUUUGAAGAAUUCGAUAAGGGAUUUUUGGCAAUAAUGAUCAUUUCUCAAAGCAAAAAAACUUUGGUUUUAGUGAAUUUUUUUGAUUAUAGACGUAUUUUCACUAUUUUUUUCACUUCUUUCGUCGUCGAAUUGAAAUUAAGUCAGGCAGCAGAAGCGAGAACGUGUCGAGCGAAUAGUCGCGAUGACUGAAGGAGGAGCGGAACUGUUGACGAAAAAGAAGGGAAAACGGAAAGAAGCUUGGUCUGUCAACUUAUUUAUUUAUUUUCUAUGGGAUCGUGGCAUUAGGGUAAAGUCGGAAUGGUGGAUAAUGGCCGCUGAAAGGGAGAGGCUCAAAUAGGCAAAAAUGAAGCAAAAAUAGUCCCUUCAUUGAGCUUUUCAUUUUUCUGGGCAUUUAUAGGCUCCAGAAAUGGUAGAAAAAGGGAGAGGCAGCAAAAAUGGUGCACAAGAACUGGCGCAAAAAGGCAGAAAAUAAGAGCCUUUGUCACCCUAAAAGGAACAUUUCUAUGGAACCUUUUUCCACCCUUUCCGAUUUUGCCCAUAUACGAGGAUUUUUUCCCAGUUGAAGUUCAUUAUACUCUUUAGGACCGUGCUUUUCGAAGCACUUGCGGCGAUUUCAGAAAUCGGCCCUCUGGCACUUUUGCAAAAGGCGAUCAAAAGUCAGAGGAAGGUCCAGGUACUCGGAAAUUUAUUAGGAAAGAAGAAAUAGUGAUGCAAAUUUCGAGAUACGGGUCCGAAGUGCGGUUCGAAUCGAUCGCGUUUUUCAAGGCGUUCCGGUACUUUUCGACGCUCACAUCAACGUUUUACUGAAAGACGUGGUCGAAACGGUCCUUCUGGGCAGGUUUCCUGUUUCUUCUAUUUUUUAAAACUUUUUCCGAAGUUUAGUCUUAACUUAUAUGAAUGAUGAAGGAUUCUCAAUUUUCAGAACUAUCCCCACCAAGAAACUUAGGAACGCUAGAGAGGUUUCUGUAGGGGAAGGUGAAGUGGUCCCUAGAGGGCAACUUUCAAGGACCCUUAACGUUGCCCCUAUAGUGACCACUUCUGCAAGCUUUAGCGUCCACUAAAGGGGAGGUGAAGGGAUCCCUAGAGGGAAACCGUUAAGAGCUCCUAAGGUUGUCCCUAUAGUGACCAAUUCUGCAAGCUUUAGCGUCAACUAAAGGUCGGGUAAAGGGAUCCCUAGAGGGAAACCGUUAAGAGCUCCUAAGGUUGUCCCUAUAGUGACCAAUUCUGCAAGCUUUAGCGUCCACUAAAGGGGAGGUAAAGUGGUCCCUAGAUGGAAGUUCCUUUGAAGUUUAGUUUUAACUGAUAUGAACAAUGAAAAGCUCGAUAGCGCAAACCGGACGCGCUCCGAUUAUUUCUUAUUUUUUAAGGAUCACUUAAGAGUUUGACGCCGCUAAAGUGGUCACUUAAAAUGCACAGAAACGUCCGAGGUCCUAGAGAGCUUGGAAACGCCAGAGUGGUUCCUAUAGGGGGUGGUAAAAAGAACCCUAUAGGGGAAACUUCAAGGAAAUUUGAAAACGUGGCCACUUUGUUGGUCGGAAUGCCCCACGGCACAUUGCGGGGGCCUCCGGGCGACCUUAACCGCGAAGUCCGCACGGGCUGCCCGGGUUGCCCCGUCCCCUCGUCAACUACGGCCUAAAGGUAUUGAAAGAAGAACAAAAAUUCAGACAAGAACAACGACAAGUGUCCCAACGUCGUGACCUGAACAGCAGACUACCCCCGUUCCUCCGAUGGAAAGACGGCGGAAAUUGGCCGUUGCCCCGAGGUGCCCAUCAUCUCGUUCAGCACCGUCGAACCCCCACCGCCUUCAUAAAAGGAGAUUCAGUCGUUCUCAUCUCCUUAAUUUGA